AUGCCGUACCAUUAUCUCAACACACCAUUACAUUAUUACAUGCUUUACCAUUAUCUCAACACACCAUUACAUGCUGUACCAUUGUCAUACCACACCAUUACAUUAUUACAUGCUUUACCAUUAUCUCAACACACCAUUACAUUAUUACAUGCUGUACCAUUGUCAUACCACACCAUUACAUUAUUACAUGCCACACCAUUAUCUCAUCACACCAUUACAUUAUUACAUGCUGUACCAUUAUCAUACCACACCAUUACAUUAUUACAUGCUGUACCAUUAUCAUACCACACAAUUACAUUAUUAGAUGCCGUACCAUUAUCUCACCACACCAUUACAUUAUUACAUGCUGUACCAUUAUCAUACCACACCAUUACAUCAUUACAUGCCGUACCAUUAUCUCAACACACCAUUACAUCAUUAGAUGCUGUAUCAUUACCUCAACACACCAUUACAUUAUUACAUGCUGUACCAUUAUCUCAACACACCAUUACAUCAUUAGAUGCAGUACCAUUAUCUCAAAACGCUAUAUCAUCAUUAGAUGUUAUACCAUUAUCUCAACACACCAUUACAUUUUAG
Messenger RNA from Lottia gigantea (owl limpet), 576 nucleotides. RefSeq lists its product as hypothetical. The transcript has a single exon. The record is from RefSeq and is a predicted model, not a curated record. Lineage: Eukaryota; Metazoa; Mollusca; Gastropoda; Lottiidae. The coding region runs from base 1 to 576 and encodes 191 amino acids.